Molecule: messenger RNA, 540 nt
Organism: Micromonas pusilla CCMP1545
Lineage: Eukaryota; Viridiplantae; Chlorophyta; Mamiellophyceae; Mamiellales; Mamiellaceae
Exons: 1
Biological process (GO): translation
Cellular component (GO): mitochondrion
Molecular function (GO): ribosomal large subunit binding
Source: RefSeq, a predicted model, not a curated record
CCCGUGGUCGAGUUCGACAAAGCCGUCGUCUCGGCGCUCAUGGACGCCGCGGUGGAAGCCCUGGAGCGGGACCUCGGGAAACUGCGCACCGGACGCGCGUCGCCGGGGAUGCUCGAGAGCCUCGUCGUGGACGCGUACGGCGAGCCGACGCCGCUGAGGAACCUCGGGUCGGUGACCGCGCGUAACGCUCAAACUUUGGCGGUUAUGUUAUACGACCCGACCCUGAAAGGCGCGGUUCAAAACGCGAUCACGGAGAGCCCGUUGGGGUUUAACCCGCAAGAGGACGGGGACGGGACGCUCCUCGUGCCCGUGCCGGAGAUGACGCACGAGACGAAGGUGCAAGUCGCGAAGCUGUGCCACAGAGCCGGGGAGACGGCGAAGAUCUCGGUGAGGAACGCGCGGAGGAAAGGGAUGGACGUCAUCAAGAAAGCGACGAUGACCGAGGACGAGGGGAAUCGCGCGGAGAAGGACGUGCAGAAGAUGAGCGAGGCGUUCGUGAAGAAGAUCGAGGAGCUCGUGUCGGCGAAAGAAAAGUCGAUU